UUGUAUCAUUCCUGCUUUAAUUUAUAAACAUCAGUCAUUUCAUUCUAGAUACAAAAUUAAAAAUAAACAAUUUUUUAUUAAAUUUUAAAUAUUAUACAUAAUAUUUGACUUCUAUAAAAAACAGAAAACAAGAAAAUAGUAUGCCGAAAGUAAGAAGAAGCAAAAAGGCACCUCCAGAUGGUUGGGAAUUGAUAGAACCAACAUUAGAAGAAUUAGAACAAAAAAUGCGAGAAGCCGAAACUGAACCACAUGAAGGCAAGCGUAUCAAUGAAUCACUAUGGCCGAUAUUUAAAAUACAUCAUCAAAAGACUCGAUAUAUUUACGAUUUAUUUUAUAGGAGAAAAGCUAUAAGUCGCGAAUUGUAUGAUUAUUGUAUUAGAGAAAAAAUUGCAGAUGCUAAUCUUAUAGCAAAAUGGAAAAAAUCAGGAUAUGAAAACUUAUGUUGCCUGCGUUGUAUACAAACUAGAGAUACAAAUUUUGGAACUAACUGCAUAUGCCGUGUUCCAAAAUCGAAAUUAGAAGAAGGUCGCGUUGUUGAAUGUGUUCAUUGCGGAUGCAGAGGCUGUUCUGGUUAAAUUAAUUUUCUUUUAAAUCUUCAUAUUUUUUUUAAUUUAAGAAUUUAAUACAACAAUUUUCGUGAAGCAAUUGUAUAAAAUAGAUAGUACUGAAAUAAAAGCUACGUCGAUUUAUCAAAUUUGUUAUUACAUUUGCAAAAAUAACCUAUU
This is a messenger RNA of Condylostylus longicornis, 725 nucleotides long. RefSeq names its product protein BUD31 homolog (gene l(1)10Bb). Lineage: Eukaryota; Metazoa; Arthropoda; Insecta; Diptera; Dolichopodidae. Gene Ontology annotation, cellular component: spliceosomal complex; nucleus. The coding region runs from base 141 to 575 and encodes 144 amino acids. The transcript has 2 exons. Gene Ontology annotation, biological process: mRNA splicing, via spliceosome. The record is from RefSeq and is a predicted model, not a curated record.